CUCACUAAAAGCUAGCUAAAAAGCGCCACUUGUUUAUAGUCCACAGUCAACAGAGCGGCACACAGCCCCUCCUCACCACUGUGAGUCAGGGGGAAGUUUGUGACGCAGGCGUCAGGGAAUUCAGACCUGAGCAGGAAACUCGCUCGCGGCACCGCACACAACUAAGCAUCCAUCAAACCCAAACCAAGAGCUGAGCUCGAGCGCAAACAACUAUCCGCCGCUUGAGCUGCAGAGAUGCAAGAGGGCAAAUUCCUCCGGCGGAGAACUGCUAAAGAGAACCACAAUCAAGCGGAGUGAAGAACAGACGCCGUGGGAAACGCGGGAAAAUUGGUGUGGAAGUGAAAUGGCUGACCUUCUGAGAGGACUCGUAUUUUGUCUAAUGGUGGCCCAGACCAGUCAGCUCAAUGGAAACGGAAAGAUAACUGCGCCACCAAAGAGUUUUUACGGCUUCCCAAGACGGUCUAAUUACACAAACCAGCUGCUUGACCUUUUCCACUACACCACCGAUCCUCCCCUGGAUGUGGACCCCGAGGGGCCAGUGACGGCAUACACCACAGGGGCCCUCAGCACUUGGAUCAUACCUUUAUCGUACAUCAUAAUCAUCCUGGUGGGUGUCCCCUCCAACACCUACAUCCUGGCCUUCCUCAGACUCCGGCUCAGAACAAAGACUCUAUCCACGGUGGUCCUGUACCUGAACCUGGCCCUGUCGGACCUGCUGCUCGUUCUCUCGCUCGCCCUGCGCGUCCACUACCACCUCAACGCAAACAACUGGAUCUUCGGGGAAAUCUCCUGCCGGCUUGUCACGGCUUUAUUUCACGGGAAUGUUUACUGCUCGGCUCAGACCAUAGCGUGCAUCAGCCUGAGGCGCUACCUGGCUGUGGUCAAGCCGUUUCUGUACAGACGGAUGGCUAAGACGAGCCUGAGCCUGUGGAUGUGCCUGGUUGUGUGGUUCCUGUAUGGAGCUGCCGUCGUGCCCGAGCUCCUGGUCAGGCAGAGCUACCACAUCCCAGAGCUGGGGAUUACUACGUGCCAUGACGUACUGCCGCUAGGAGAGCCCUCACAUUCGCCGCUGGUGCCGUACCGACUGAUGCUCGUUUUUCUGGGCUUCUUGCUUCCCUUCGUGGUUUGCGUUUACACCCACAUCGCCGUGGUUUCCCACUUAAGAAAAAGCUGCAGCGACUGGAGACCCUUCAUCAGAGUGAGCACCCUGGUUUUCGUCGUCUUCGUGGUGUGCUUUUUCCCCAGUGGCAUCCUGCACAGCGCCCACUACAUCAGCCUGUUUUCCAGCGGGGACGACACGCUCUAUGGAUACUAUAGAUUAGCGAUCUGUCUCUGCUGUUUCCACAGUUGCCUGGAUCCCAUCCUGUGCAUGCUUCUUUCCAAGACGGCAGACUCAGAGCUACAAUUUGUCUCCCUUGAUUGGAUUCUACGCCGGCCAGCAGCUUUAACGUGACACUGGACAUUUUCUAAAUAAGGGGGAGAAAAACAGACUAUAUCCUGGACUGCUAUACAGAAGAGAGAUAAAGCAAGACAUCCGAGAGUUCAAAACCUGUAAAAAUAUUCCUUGAAAACUCAGUGAAGACAGAAUUUGCAACAUUUAAGGAGACAAAAGAGCUGAAAUAUUUAUUGAAUCAGAAUGUUCAUUGUAAUGUCAAUGUGUAGGGGGGAAAAAUAUUUGUAAGGCAAACAUAAUCUCAUGUCCAUGCACGACAUACCAAGUUAUAUUCAAUAAAUUAGAGUACUAUUAAGAAAAGUUCCUUUAUUUCAGUAACUCAAUUCACCAAGUGAAACACAUUUAAUGAUUUAAUUACACCGACUGAUGAAAACCUGGCUGUUUAUGUAGAUUACGUUUCUGCACAGCAUAAAUCUCAUCUUUAAGUAAAUAGAACACGUGAGCUGCUGAGUAUUGUAACUGGAAGAUGACUGAACCAAAUGCUGGUUAAAUUAAACCAGUAAUAAAUGUUUUGCAUGCUGCCACAGCAAAGCUCAACCUUUAGUCCAGGGUCCGAUUUCCCAUGCAGGACUAUUUUCUGCAUUUAUGUGAUUUGGACCUGGUUCCUACAGUGGAAAAGCAGGAGGGAGAAAAACUACCCCAGAAAAUGAUCCUGGGUUCUGAAAAGGUUCCUGCAGGUGAAACGCACCUUUUGGACCUGGAAUGGAAAUCGCAGAUGAAUCCGAACCGACAGUCACUGCAUGAUUUGUCACAGUUGCUUCUUUGUCUGAGCAAACAUACUUUCAUUACUUCCAGUUUAAUGUUUUGUAGAAAUGUGGUUUUCGCGUGUGGGAGAAUUAAAAGAAAUGUGGACAUACAAGACAGAAUAUAAACUAUUACAUUUAAGAAAGAGAAAACUGUUGGAAAACAACAAGACACCUGCUGAUUUAAAGCUUUAACAAACUAUUUUUCAUAUGCACUUCAAAGAACUAAAUGCAAGUUUGUAAAAAUCUCUAAAAUGCAGUAACUAAAAUGACAGUGGUGUUACCUGGC
Molecule: messenger RNA, 2485 nt
Organism: Fundulus heteroclitus (mummichog)
Lineage: Eukaryota; Metazoa; Chordata; Actinopteri; Cyprinodontiformes; Fundulidae
Gene: f2rl2
Product: coagulation factor II (thrombin) receptor-like 2
Exons: 2
Coding region: 344-1453 (369 amino acids)
Biological process (GO): thrombin-activated receptor signaling pathway; phospholipase C-activating G protein-coupled receptor signaling pathway; blood coagulation
Cellular component (GO): membrane
Molecular function (GO): thrombin-activated receptor activity
Source: RefSeq, a predicted model, not a curated record